AUGCCCGACCUCAAGCACACAUCGCAUGGAGCGCAACCCCCGACGUCGCCGAAAGGACAUCCCCUCCCACGACGCUCGUCACCUGAGCAUUCUAUAACCCUUCGUCACCAUCGCCUUGCUCGUGAAGCAAGUGAAAGAGCUGCGUCGUCACGCGUCGCUGCCGCUGCUAGCUCCAGGUCCUCUUCAUCGGCGAGGAGACAGUCAUCCGGCGACAGCCAAAAAUCUGGACCUAGCGAUCCGACGAAGUGGUUCGACCAGAACAAUGAAAACCCAACGGUCGGGUUUUCCCAUGCAAUGGACGUUGACCCUCCAUUUUUCCAAAAGGAGUCCGACUCCUCUAACGAAGACACAGGGAAGCCGACUAGCUAUCCCGCGCAUUUGUUGAAGCCUCCUAUGACAGGCACUCUCAAACCUAGCGCCACUCAUAGCAGCAGCGCUGACGACUACCGAAGUGUAAUCGAUGACUUAACCGUUGAGAUUAAGAGGUUGAAGGAUGAAUUGCGGCGGUACAAGCAGAAUGGUCCGGAGAUGAUGAAGAGGGACAAACUGUUUGAGAUAAAAGUUCAUGGCCUCCCAAAGCGCAAGAAGAGAGAGCUGGAGAGCACUUUACGCGAUUUUGCAUCCGGGUUGGAGAGUAAUACCCCCAGUGCUGAGGCAUCUUCGGCGCGGAAAAAGUCGCGGCAUACGACGCGCCAGGAUUUUGGCUCAGGCUCAAUGUCCAAGCACGCAUCGUCGUCGUCCGGGUCCCACUCAAGACCAGUUGACUCUGCGUAUGCUUCAAUGUCAACAGGUGCCCAUUCAUCUGGAACCUCCUUAGCACGACCGUCAAUCAGUUCAAGAGCGAGAUCCUCGGAGCAGAAGGUGGAGAAUUAUUUGAAAGACAUCCCAGAGGGGUUGUAUCCGCGACAUAUGGUCAUGACAGAGAAGGACAAGAAGAAACUUAUUGUUCGCCGCCUAGAACAGAUUUUCACCGGGAGAAUAACUGGUCGAAGCCUUACCCGCAAUCAACCCAAGUCCGCCGCCAACAUCGCCCCUUUGGCCCCUAUCAUGGUUGAGCCAGCGACGGGAAAUACUACCACCAACCACGGGCCGCCUAAUAUUCUAACCGCACAAAAUGAACCGUCUCGUGAAGCGCGGAUCCUCUCAAUGGAGGAACAGAAGAGCAAGUCGAAAGACAAUAACUCGACUUCAAACUCGAACGACCAGCUCGACUCGGGUGGCAACUCGGCCACUGCGGUAGAUGUCGGCGCGUCAUCAUCACCGGAUGAUGCCCCACCUCCGGAACAACGCCCCACUCGCCCACGGGAUCUGGACCCGGACCGGAAGCAAAACCCGACCGAGAACAUGGAUUACAUUCGCCAUCUAGGACUCGCACCACCUCACUUGACUGCUCUGGCUACUCAUGAUGACGUUGCGCCCGAUGUCGACGGUUGGGUUUACUUGAAUUUGUUAUGCAACAUGGCACAACUACACAUGCUCAACGUCGCACCUGACUAUAUCCGCAGUGCGGUAGCUGAAAAGAGCACAAAGUUUCAACUUUCUCCGGAUGGACGCAAGAUUAGAUGGCGAGGAGGUACUGACGGCACCAAAUUCAGCAGCGACAGUUCUGGUGACACAUCCCAGAUGAGUCGAUCAGAUGAGUCAGAAGAAGUCGAGGAAGGAGGAAACAGGAAGAAGCGGAAAGCGACCCAGUCAUCAAAGAAUGGGCACUUUUCUUCCUCUUCCGCAAACAAUACGUCGGAACAAUCCAAAUUAGAGCAGCAGUUGUCGUCGGCUGAUAGCUUCCACUACAAGCCUCUGUUUCUGCAUCAGGGUUCCUCAGCCGAGCAAACCUCUCUUGAUGAGACCGGCUCGUCUUUUGCUGCUGGCGAGGACAGCAUCAAUGGCGAUUCACGAUGGGAUAAUGAUGGGUCAGCAUCGUCCCGGCGGAAGAAGCGUCGGCUUGACGGUGCCAUCAUUUAUUACAGUGGUGCCCCAUUUUGCACUGACUUGUCUGGCGAUCCUGGCGACGCAUCUCCUUCUUAUAUAUCGAGUGAACAAGAACAGGGAUUGUCCUCCAGCACGGAUUUACUCAGACCUGAGCCUAUCCCGCGUACCGCAUCAGGCUCCGUACUCCCUUACCGACCCCUUAGCGAGGAUACACAAAUCCCAAACGAAGCCGUUGGAACAGGGACAGAGCUUGAUGAUUCUGACACGGAAAUGGAGGCGGACUUUCCCUGGUCUGAUACUUCACAGAGUACUCCAACAAGCACUUUGGACGCCUGUGGUCUCGGCGGAGUCAUACCAGAUGAUCACUUUAUGGUUCUUGUUAACACCAAACGACCCAAAACUGAUACCCUUGCAAGCUCAUGCAAGCUGAACUCUGAAGACGUUCCCAAGCUUGUGAAGAGAAUCAUUUCUCCUCUGAACUCAGCAAACGAAAGAUCGCCGCAACCAUACGAACGACAGCCGUGUCUUGUCGGUAUUCAGUACACGUCCGGAUCCAUUAAAAAGUUGGAUCCUGCGCCACUACCUCCACCAGGCAUGUACUUCGACUUUGAAAGCGAUUCGUUUGUGACGAGCGAUUCCGCAUCGGGUGACAUGGAUGAGUCUCUAUCCCUGAAGGGAAAUCGGGCCGGUCCUCAUAUGUUUGAAAACACUUACCCAGACGAUGAAGAGAUGACAAGCGGAGACGAGGAGGGCGGUGAACCCGACGAUGAAGAUGAGCCAGACGCCGAGGACGAAGAUGGAUCCAGCGAUGAAAUCAAGAUUCCCAUCCCACUGAGCAAUAUCCGCCGUCGCAGCAGCAGCAGCGCUCUUGCAGCAGCUGGCACGGUUCGAAGCCGUAGCAAAAGCCAGAGUGUUGAGCUACCUGUUGCAACCGGCAGCUCGGUCGCCACGGCGGGCGGUGCUGAGAGCGGUUAUAGCAGCAGUCGCGAAGAGAGUACUUGA
Messenger RNA from Colletotrichum truncatum, 2931 nucleotides. Its product is annotated as frequency clock protein. Gene Ontology annotation, biological process: regulation of DNA-templated transcription; circadian rhythm. Gene Ontology annotation, cellular component: cytoplasm; nucleus. Lineage: Eukaryota; Fungi; Ascomycota; Sordariomycetes; Glomerellales; Glomerellaceae. The record is from RefSeq and is a predicted model, not a curated record.